Molecule: messenger RNA, 9382 nt
Organism: Branchiostoma belcheri (Belcher's lancelet)
Lineage: Eukaryota; Metazoa; Chordata; Leptocardii; Amphioxiformes; Branchiostomatidae
Product: zinc finger protein 106-like
Cellular component (GO): membrane; cytosol
Molecular function (GO): SH3 domain binding; RNA binding
Source: RefSeq, a predicted model, not a curated record
UCCCGUCAUGCUCCACGUUGUGACCCAAAAUGGCGGCGCUCUAGUCUAUUUUUACGACUUUGUGUCAGUUAAAGCCGUCUUUGUCUUCACUCUGUCCCAUUGUGUAGUGAAAAGUUAAGCCUUCGUGUAAGAUUUAACCUAUACAAUUCCCUUGCUGCAUGAAAAAUUGAACGAUAAACGUUAUACGGUAUAAUCAAAUGCCAAAAGUGCUAAGGAGCACGCGGCCGAUUCGAAGACGCUCAUUUGCAUAUCUAAGGUGCCAAGCUGAAUGAACGGCAGUUUUGACCGUUGGGUAGUGUAUACAAGUAAUGUGUACACGGCGGCACGUAAUAUUACCCUUCUUGUUUGGUAUCCGGGUCGACAUGAAGGGCCUGUUGGAGUGUUUGAGGUUGAAGUAAAACCACCAUGGCCAAGGAAAAAAUCAUAUGCAAGCUGUGCAAGAUAGUUUACAUAACUAAAGAGGAGUUGGAAGAACAUAGCUGGAGCCUCCUUCAUCAUAAGGAGUAUGAGGCCCAGCAUGGAAAGAACUCUGCCCAUGACUGUACCCUGUGCCACACGACCUGUGUGGGUCUGUCAGCUUAUGUCAAACACCUGAACUCUGAUACACACCGACAGAACAGACAGAAACGUCUGGAGGGAAAGAAGGUCUCACCACCAAGGGAAAGGGACAACUCUAGAUCUCACAGGAGAGACUCCCCUCCCGAUAAAGGCAAGCAGCUAACUCCCAGGUCUUCCAGCAGAAGGGGAAGCUAUCAAGGUACUCCUGAGGGGCAAGAUGCCUGGAGUGGGGCAGGGGGUAGUAGUCAGGGGAUGGGGAGGGGCAGGCAGACACGCUGGGACGUCCAAGACCCUCACCAGACACCGGGUAGGGGUAGGGGAGGACACAGACGUUGGGAAGAUCAGACUAGAAGCCACGUCGGUCCUCCCCCUGCGACCUCACCAAGAUGGAACAGUCCAGGUGAGGAGUACCAGGCUGCGGUUGGUCAGCAGUGGUCCCAGCAUGCCCCAGCCCCGUACCACCGCAACGUGCAGCAGACGCCGCAGAACUGCUACUACGUAGACUCGUUCGCGUACGAGGAUGGCUUCCAGGCCUUUAACUACAAGUACUCUGGACCUAACAACAGGCACAGACAAGACAGUCAUAGGUUCAGCCGGGAGACAGAAAGGUCUCGGUCACACGAAAGGAGGUAUUCUCCGUACGACUUAAGAAACAGGGCCAGAGGAAGAGAAAAUGCACCUCACACGCAGGACGAUUCUUUUACCCAUCAAAGAAGGCCGUCUGCUGGUAUGAGCCAAGAGAGAGAUAGAUAUCCUGUUGGUAGAGACAGAGACCCAAAUGUACCAGAGAGGGACCUGGAAAAGCCAGCUCAAGACAGUACGCAAUCAGGUAACAUGGAAACCCCUUCUGAUUCCAGAGCCAACAUUAGCGUUUCAAGUAGGUACAGGUGGUCUAGGUCAAGCCAUGCAACUCCAGAAGACAGAGAAAGGGAACGCCUAAGGCAUCCAAGUUCAGAAAGACCCCAUUCUUUGCCAGGUUCUAGAAGGACAAACGGGCAGACCUCUCAAAGAAGGCGUUCGCUCGACAUUGCUCUAGAAUUAGAAGCAACAAAAUCUGCCGAAACCGAAGGAGAGUCUGACUCUAACCUCAGAGCGGCACAGAAAGCAGAGACAGCCGUUAACAAGGAGAGAAGCUCGUCAGAUACGGAAAGACGGGGCGAAACCUUGCACGGUUCUAGCAAGAAAUCCGUAGAAACUCCCAUCAUGAAAGCCGCGUUGCUUGAGCUAAGCAAGGUGAGGAAAGGUAGUUUCAAGCCCACCGAAAAGGACCUUCUCAGGCCCACAAUCGUUGACUCAGAUAAGGCCAAUAAGGCAGUAGAUCGGGAUUCCUAUGUCCAACAAGUACUCAGUAGGGCAGAGAACCUGGGCAAUCUGCUCAGGGCAAAGAGGCAGGGAGAGAGUGAGAGUGAGAAGCUGCCCUUGGAACAGAAGGUGAAACGAAGGAUGGAGAAGUUUCUGACACCCAGAGGAGAACAGAAAGGGAAGACAGAGGAAGGAGAGGUAGAGUCUACUCCUGGUGUACAGAAGGAUCAGUCCAAACAGCAGGAAGAGAGGCGACAGUGGUCCUGUCCUACUAAGGACAAUGUUAAAUCAGCCAGACAGCCAGGCACUGCCCCCCUCCCCACCGACUUACUCGAUGACUACAACGAAGUUUCUAUGGACACAGAAGACAGCAACGAUGAGCGGCCAGGACGUACUCGCCCAGACUUGCCCUUUGUGCCGUCCCUCCCACUAGAGACACAAGCUCCAGUCCCCCAACCUCCAGAGGCGAGUGAAAGGAAGGGAGGUUCUGGUCAUGAUGGCAGCUACCUGCAGAUACUGCCUGAGAGGGAUGGGAAGAAAGCUGGGGACAUCUCUGACACAGACAGCAGGCCAACAAAAGACAUCCCCUGUGAGCCUGCCUCUUCAUCACAAAGAGCAACAGACCAGAACCCAGAAACGUUUGCAACAAGCAGCCGUCCUGCACUGAUGUCGCAGGCACCCUCUUCUACCCAAACGUCAGCUUCAGACUCCUUUAAGUCUCCUACCAAUGUCUUGAAAAGCAAAGAUGCGAGGGGCAUCGGGGGCGGGGAACCCACCCGUGUUGCAGUACUGGCGAGGUCCACUAGUUGUCCAGACGAGAGGCAUUCUAGAAAUCCUAGCGGUUGCGACGGGAGGAGAAUUGGUGAAAACGCUGCGGCAUCUCCGAGCGAAGAGCGCAUCCGGAGAACCAGCGAAAGUGACGGCAGUGACUCGGAAGGAGCUGCGGCGAAGGUUCUGGAGAAACUCCAACUGCCGCCACACCUACAGCGAGAACUGGGGAAGUAUCUAACCGCCAAGAACAAGGCGGGCAGCGGGACCAUGCAGCCGAACAUCGCGGGAGCCCGCAGCAGGCUGAAGCCGGGCAGCAGUCAGCGGAAGGGAGACGUCACGGAGACCGGACUGCCCUCGGCGCUCAUCCAGUUCCUGAACUCCCCCAAAUCACGGAACAGACAACACCAGCAGUGGAGCCAACUGGUACAGCAUCAGCAGGGCCAAAAACAGAAAGCGACCAGACUUCCCAGGUUUGGUCUCCAGCUGGGACCACCCUCCCUCUCCGGUAACCCAAACGACCUGGACCCGCAGGCCAUCACCAUCAACCUGCAGGACAUCGCCCUGCACGAGCUGUCCAUGGAACAGCUCAAGGAGAUCAGCGAGGCCGCGGCUGAGCUAAACAUCACCGCAGACAGCGACCACGAGGGGCAAGAAACGGCGGAAAGGCCUGAGGACCGUAGUACGGCGGGGAGCGGGACUAGAGUGAAGGUAGAGCCCACUUCUGACGACUUCCCAAGUUUGGAAGAAGCGCCGAGUGCUCGGACAAGUUCCAGCUCCUCAGUAAGAGUACAGAGGCAUCGCCGUGUGUUGGCGCAAGCAUCGGAAGAACCCACAGAUCUGACUGUCCUUCCUUCUCGCCUCCAUCAGUCUGACACAGAAACAGCCAAGGUAGUAAAACAGGAACCUGAGCCAAGAGACACAGAGACGUCUGACGGUCAGCAAGUCCAGUCUGAGCGCAGAGACGAUAUUCCCGGCUCUAUCGAAGAGGGACAACAGUCGGAGCCAGUGCGGCUUCCCAUUGCAGAAAAAGAGACUCCAGUGCCAGCCCCACCACAGAAGGAAGCACCCUUGCCACGCAUUAGUGACAUCAAGCAGGAAAAAGAGGAUACGGAUGUUGUAGCAGCCUCGCCACAGGAGAACAGAGAAGAUCAGAACACGAGAAACAAGAGGACGUACGCUGAAGUCGAGGCGGCGGAAGAUUCGAGCAGCACAGCCGGACCGGCGCAGCAGGACCAGGUGAAGAAGAGGAAGCCGCCGGACGGUUCAGAGCCGGAGACCAGCCCGCGGGUCAACCUGAACCAGCUGCUGACCAUCUCCCUACAGGAGGAGGCGCUGCACAGGAGACAGUCAGCCGUGGAACAGCGCAUCGCAGAGGUCAAGGUCAUCAUGCAGAAGGCUGUGGACGAGCUGCACCAACUGGAGGUCAAGAAAGCUCAGGUUGUUCAGCAGGUGUCUCACCUGAGACAGAAGAGGCUGGAGAUUCUGCAGGGGGCCGUCUCCCAGCGGAGCUCCGCCUCCAACUCACGAGCCUCCACCGCCGUGGCCUCCCCCACCCACAGCACCCCCCGGGACCAGUCUCCCCACCCCCCCUCGUCAUCAGCCAUGGACCAAAGCAGCAAGGCCGCCGUCACGCACAACACCACUCUGUCUGCCUUAGACCAAAGUGCCAUCUCCCCAUCAGCUAACACCAGUGGUCUCCAGUCCAACCUUACAGUACAGAUUGACAGCAGUUUGAACCUUUCCCUAGGAGACACCACCGUGGUGAGAGUGAAGGAGGAACCCGUGUCUCCCACAAGUCUGUCUGCGCAGGGCGUCAGUCAGUACGCCACCCCACCGGAGUUCCUGAUGUCGGGAUCUCUCGCCGAUGCCCGUACUAGAUCAGGAUCUUAUGCAAGCCUUCUCGUUGCCAAGUCUACUGUUAAACAAAAAGACCAGUCUGCAAAGUCCACCGCCCGUAGCUCGUGUAACGAAGGUUUUGUUGACCAACCUGCCGUCAAUACCUCACCAGGUACCGCUGCUUUCCAGUAGUGGGAACCGUAGAGGGAAAGAACCGUACCUGUCUUUCCUCCGUUAGAUUUCAGAGCAGAACAGUCGCAGACUCACACACCAUCCCCUGUAAAACAGCAAACUAAGAAAAAGAAACCAGCUGGGGUUAGGAUGGAGGUAGAGGUAAGUGCAGAAGAAAAGAAGGGACAGUACCAGAGCCCCAUGCUCAAACAGUUGGCUGCUAACUUCCAACAGCUGAGAAGUGCCUCCCAACACUUCCUACAGGAAAGUGAAGACAUUGUCAACACCCCUCAGAGUACACCUGUGGUGUCCAUACACGGAGGGAAAAAGGGCAGCGGUGACAGUACUCUGUGCAGUGUAGACGACUUGCUGCUUGCUCAGCCCGGUACGUCAACAAAAGACAGUGCAGCAGGCACAACAGAGAAACAACAGAGACAAAAAAAGGGUAGGGAAAAGAAAGAGGCACGAACUGACAGUACCAUGAGGCCGCCAAGCAGAGCGUCCAGUGUAGACAGCGUGGGAAAUUCCAAGGGCACGAAGAGAAAGAGGAAGAAGAGAAAGCCGUUCUUCCAGGCAGCGCCGUCCGAGACAAGUCCAGACGACCACCCUCGUGUGCCAAGAAGGAAGCCUCGAUCAGCAAAAAAGACGUCAGCAAAGUCCGCAAGCAAGGGCGCGUGGGCGCAGAGUGCAGAACAGCGUCCCGACAGAGACAGCUUCUCAGAGAUUGUGGACAGCGCGCUGUCCAAGCCUCGGAAGGAGAUGAAGAGUCCGGACAGCACGGAACAGCUUCAGGGAGAGCGGCCGGCCAGCCCCGCGGAGAGCGUUUCGCUGAUCGACGUACCGGAACGGGCGAUGGAAGUGUUGGUUAUAGACUCGGAUGACGAGGAUAAACAAGACCAGGUGACCUCCAGCCGUCCUGCGUCCCCUACUGAAGAACAGAACGUGGUAUCAUCCACCUGUAUGGGCAUGUCUACUACUAACUCAUCCCCACCUGAAGGAGCAAGGCUGCCUACACUGUCAAGAGAACAACUGCUGAUUGAGCCAGCUGUGGCACAAAAGAUCAGGAAGCAGUUGAAGAAAGAAGCUUCUAGUGUAGGGAACGUAAAAGAGACCCCGACGUCCAGUCAGUCUGACCACCCAGCCCAGUCUGGAGUGAACAGGACUCAGGACCACACUCCUGGUUCUUUUGUGGGGCACACUGCAGGAGUGGUGGCUAUUCAGAUCUCAGGAGACUACCUGUACAGUGUGUCUGCAGACAUGGUGGCUAAGGCCUGGAGUCUGGUCAGUAGAGAGUGUACACAGGUGUACAGGGGACACAACAGGAAGAUUAACUGUCUACAGGUGCUGAGGAGCCAGGGUGGAGAAGAGAGGCUGUACACAGGCUCCAGUGACAAGACUGUCAGGUGCUACAACGUGCAGACGGCGGCCUGUGUACUGAAGUAUGAGCUGGAUGACCGUGUGCUGUGUAUGCACCAGAACUGGAACACCCUGUACCUGGGACUGGGCAACGGUCAGGUCAUCUCUAUCAAUGCACAGACCAAGAAGUGUAUGGACAAGUUUGACUGCCACACCCCGCGAGCCAUCAGCUGUAUCACCACAGGGAUGGAGGGUCCGCGCCGCCUGCUGCUGGUGGGGUCGUACGACGCAACUAUCUCCAUCAGGGACGCUCGGGACGGACUGCUGCUGAAAACUCUCACAGGACACUCCAAAACACCGCUCUGUAUGCAGGUUGUUAACCACCUAGUGUACAGUGGUUCAGCUGACACCAUGGUCAUGGCCCAUAACAUCAACACUGGGGAGUUACAGGGGAUCUACAAGGGCCACACACACGCAGUGACGGGUAUACACGUGGUGGGGAAGGUGAUGAUCACAGCCUCGCUGGACCGGCUGGUGCGGGUGUUUGAGGUGGCCUCUCAGGAGAAACUACAGGUGUACGGGGGACAGAAGGACAUGAUCAUGUGUCUCAAGGUGCACAAGAGCAUGGUGUAUGUGGGAUGCUAUGAUGGGAGCUUGACUGCCCUGCCACUGGACCUAACCAAGAACUUUAGAUGUUGGUGGCGCACCUGCAGCCUGAUCUUUGGCAUGCGGGAGCACCUGAAGCAGCACCUGGGGUCGGACCACAUCCAGCCCAACUACAACACCAUCACCUGCUGCUGGAAGUCAUGUGGCAAGGACUUCUGCAUGAAGAAACACAACAUGCAGGAGGUACAACAGCACCUGUCAGCUCAUGUAGAUCAGCACUAUGUGAUGGAGACAUGACAAACAACCCAAGAGAUAUAGAACAGGACUCCUCAGUCAACUCUCAAGGACCAAGUUCACUUUUGUAAGAAUGCAUGCAGCAGCAGGUCUUUUUACGUUUGCCUUCUUCUCCUGGACCUGAUGGCUGUCACCAUGGUAACUGGUGCUGUAGCAGACACCAUGUAGAUUAAUGAUUAUGUAGCAAGUGGCAGGACAGAGUUGGAGGGUCACCAUAAAUAUGAAUGUGUUGAAGUAAGAAUAAACAGACUGUGUGAAGGUAGAUAUGAUGUCUUUGCUUUGCAAAUGUCACAUUUUUAGUUUCUUUACAUUGUUUUUUUGGAGGACAAAUUUGUGAAAGCUGACGCUGUGAAAGGUAAUCAGUAGAUAGAUAGGCACUGUACUGUAUAGAUCAUAAUAUGAAGUUUGAGUUCCAGUCUUGAGUUGUAAUGCCUCUUAUUUUCUAUUGAAGAGAGCAAGGGCAGAAACUUCUCACAAAUUGUACUUUUUUGUCCAUUUUUGCAUACAUGUACUUGUCACUGGUGUCCUACAGCAAGUAUUUAUUCUGUGUAGUCUGUAAUGAUCAGUAAACAAGAAGUUUUAUAAAGGGUUGAUACUUGGUGCUAACUUCUGUACUGGUUGAGGUGGAUCAGUCAUACUUUAGUAGUUCUGAAGUAUAUUAUAAAUGACCAUAAUGAACAGCCAUACAUUUACUAAUAUGUUUGUCAGUUACUUCUUGUUUUCAUUUCAGUCCUUUGGGUUUGGUCAUGAGUUGGAAGGGCUAUGAUGUACAGGUACAUGUAAUUGAUUUUUUUUUUACUGUAUGGAAGAAAAAAACACUGUAAAUAGCAAAUGCUGCUGGACAGGUGUGUUAUGACCUUGUGAUGUCCUUCAACUGAUUUUCUACCUUUGCUAAAGGAAAGUUUGGUAUAUUUGUACAAAAGUUGUAAUGUCUAAUACUGGUAUUGGUUUUGCUAGUUUUCUACAUAAAAAGAUUGCUCCAGUCAGAGAAAUAUGUAAGGGGAAAAUUGUAGUUCAGUCACUUCCCCCACUUUUUUGUGCUUUCUAUGCAAAUGUACAUGUAUGUUGACCUAUGUUAAUACCAUUUAUCAGUCCUCAUACCAUUGUUUUUUGAAAGGACCUCAAAAUAUUGCUAUACCAUCCCUCUUGUUCAGGAUAUUUCCAUACCAGUAUUAUAGAGCAGUACAUGUUCCCUCACUGGAAUCUUCCUACAUGUAUGUCUGGAAUUCUCUGUCUGAAAAAUUUUAAAACUUAUAACCCUCUGAGAUGCUAUUUCCUGCUUAUUGAGGGACAUUUUUUGUAAAGUUAUGUUUUUCCUCUGUUAUAGUUUCAUUUAAAAGGCAAAUUUUAGUUUUAUUAAAAAGAUUUAUGAAGGGCCACAAAAAGGAACACCCCUAGGCUGUUCGAAAAACAAGUGUAGGGAGCUAAAUCACAGCCAUAGGGGGUCCAAAACAGCCUAGUGAGUGCAUUUUGUACACGUUUGUGACUGUUAAUUGAAGCUACUGUACAGUCAGCUAGAAAGAUGGAAACUUCCUUUCCAGUCACAUCUCAAUAAUUGAUUUCUCCUCAUAGAAAUCGACCCACUUGAUGUAAGCAACUUUUAGUUGCCCAGCUUGGCAUUUGUAUGACGGGGUGGUUUGCAUUUGAAUGUGUAAUUGUGAGUAUGUAAAGUCCAUCUGAUGGACUUAAUGCAAGUUGGUACCACCGAAAUAACUAUCAUCUGGUGCACAAGUUCAUGUGAUCUUCAUGUAAACAUUAAUCCAUGACAAGUUGGUUUCCCACCUGUACUGUUAUUGUAUGUACCAAAAGUAUUCUAAGUGACUGUUGGCCACACCAAGUUAAUUUGUUGCUUCUCAGAUUUUUGCAGAAAAAAAAGGCUUAGGUGUCGUAUGAAAGCCAGAAUGCUGAUAGGAGCCAUGAAGUCAAUGUACCAGGCUUGUUUGUAAUAUUCACACAAAUUACUGCAUUGAUAGAUGGAAAAACGGUAACGAUUAGGAAGACAUUCAAUGACUUUCUUAAGCAUUUUGUAGUCAGUUCAAACCUUUUUGUUCAAAUUUUUUUUGCAAAUCAGAAAAAUAUGAAGUGGGAGAAUCUGAGAACUAAUAGAUUAAAUUACUGUGGCCUUACCUAAGUUUGUGCAUGAAGUCAGGUUGGUUCUUUGGAGUGUGAUACUGCUGUGUUCAGUGGUGUGAACUGGGUCUAUUUGGAGGUUUUUAAAAUGAAACAAAAUGUGAAAGAAAGAUGCCAAGGGAAGCUUAUAAGAAAUUGUCUUCAGGUAAACGUAGCCUGCUUUUAGGGACUUUUGUUCAGUUAGACAAGUCCAAAAGCAAGGCAAGUUAAUAAUUUCAUAUUCAUAUCUGGGAGUCAUAUAAAUCAUGCAAAUGUGUAUGUGGUGAGAAAUAUGGUGUGACAGUUUUUACAGAAAGGUAUUUUUGUUGGAAACCCUGACGUAUUUUGUGUACUUGCUCUGAUGCUUCCAUUUAAUUAA